AAAACCUUGCACAUCAGUUUAUUCCUACUGGUUGUUAUGAACUUUGUUGUAAAAAGCACUGUUUAAAAGAAGAAUUAAAAAAGGCUGGUAACAGAAUUAUUAAUGAAUCAUUAUGCGAAAUUAAAAAACGGCAAAUGG
Molecule: messenger RNA, 138 nt
Organism: Racocetra persica
Lineage: Eukaryota; Fungi; Glomeromycota; Glomeromycetes; Diversisporales; Gigasporaceae
Source: the annotation of a GenBank genome assembly